Messenger RNA from Gamsiella multidivaricata, 1211 nucleotides. RefSeq lists its product as uncharacterized. The transcript is spliced from 2 exons. Bases 178 to 1173 code for a protein of 331 amino acids. The record is from RefSeq and is a predicted model, not a curated record. NCBI's taxonomy places the organism in Eukaryota, Fungi, Mortierellomycota, Mortierellomycetes, Mortierellales, Mortierellaceae.
AGGAAACACACCCUUAAUGGGCCCUUUUAGUCGGGCAAACAAAACCGUUGAGCGAUCGGCUCCAGCAAGAUCAGCAAAGUCAUCAAGGACUCGGGGCAUAACCAGCAUCACUCCGCCACAGGACCCAUACCGAGACACCAAUACCACGUUGCAUUGAAUAUCAGGUCUCACUGCAGGAUGUCAGGAUCAACUCGCCAGGCUGCUACUCGGAUCCUUCGCCAGCUGGGGCACCCACAGCGGCACUACGUUCCUAGCGCCAUUUCGGCCCAACCACCCUCACUCGUCCGUCGCUCAAUAACGCAGCAGUAUUGCCAGCAGCAGCAAAAGAGGUGUCUCUCUAUGACACACCCUGUCAAGUCGAACGAUGCAUUCAACUCAAAACCUUCAGGAUCUAUCGAGAAGCCGCCCACGACAGUCCGGGAACCCUCAGCGACCACUGCUGAAGAGACAAUGGUCUCAGAUCUGCAGGAGAAUGCCAAGUCAAUCGAGCAAGUCAUCGCAGAGCUCCACAGGGACACCAGGAUAGUAGCACCCGCAACUUAUGCCUCCAAUACCCCCUCAUCAUUAUUGUUGGACGGUUCAGCAUUUCCAGCAGCAGCAGAUCACACUGGAUACACUAACGCCGGCGCUGAAGGACCUUUCUCUUCCUCAGCAUCAGAACCACGCUCGCCAUCAUCAUCACCAGAGUCAAGUGUAGGAGCAGCAGCAACACCUAAAAAACGCUCCCGAUUCUGGUUCUACAUUUAUCAUAUCCUGUACUGGUCUGCGCUGGGUUCGUUGCCAGUGCACCUACUGAUGUUUAAGGGCGAGGCCAAGGAGGUGAAGGAGAAACAAGAGUGGAGGAUUGGAGUCCUGACGGAAAUGAGGGACAAGUUGCAGCGGGGCGAGUCCGUCGAGGAGGAGGAAGCCUUGUUGAGCGUAGGCAUGAAUCGAAACCAACGCGAGGAGCAGGUUGAUGACAAGUACUUUGAGGAUUUGCUGGUAUCCGCUGAGAAACUGGAUUUCGUGUUUGGAAAGGACAAGGACGCGGCGGUCUCUGACCACAACACCGCAUCGCAGGUAGCAACAGGCUCCUCACCUACAUCAGCACCGGUAUCAGCAGCAACAGCAGCAGCACCGCCAUCUAUCCCCAGGAAGCCGGCGCCUCCAAAGUCUGAAAGGAGUUUUUUGUAAAGAGAAAGCAUCCAUCAAUUAUAAAUCCAUUCUGGCUC